Messenger RNA from Fusarium keratoplasticum, 468 nucleotides. RefSeq lists its product as uncharacterized. Gene Ontology annotation, biological process: intracellular protein transport. Gene Ontology annotation, cellular component: mitochondrial outer membrane. The transcript is spliced from 2 exons. Bases 1 to 468 code for a protein of 155 amino acids. Lineage: Eukaryota; Fungi; Ascomycota; Sordariomycetes; Hypocreales; Nectriaceae. The record is from RefSeq and is a predicted model, not a curated record.
AUGGUUACUCUCACCGAGGUCGAGGACGAGCACUUCCAGCACGCUCAGGCUGGCCCUGAUAUCGAGGAGGACGACGACGAUUACACCGAUACUGAUUCCGAGAUCUCCAACGACUCCGACUACGAUCCUUCAGAAGAGACCCUCGCCGAGCGGUUAUACGCACUGCGCGAUAUCGUACCCCCCACCACUCGCUCUUGGUUCUCCAACAAGGCCAAUGCCAUUUCUAGCGCCACCUGGAGCGUCCUGUCCUUCAGCGGAAAGACCGCUUGGGUCGUCACCACCUCUGCUCUCUUCUUCGGUGUCCCCUUUGCCCUGUCCUUUGCCGAGGACCAGCAGCUCACUGCCAUGGAGCAAGAGUAUAACAUGCGACAGACAGGCGGCGAGCUCCUGACCGCUGGCGCCGAGCAUAACACUGCCGAGAAGGUUGGCGCCGCUCUUGACGGCAAGCCUAGCCAGCCUGCUCUGUAA